AGAAGUUGAACUUCAACAUCAUGGCACUUUUGACCAGAACAGAGCAUGUUCGAUUACUAUAUAAAUCUCGUUUUCAUGGGUAGCGGUAGAAGCCGUAGCCUUCGCUAUUAAACUUAAAGGUAUAAAUAAGUUAAAAAAUGCAUAAUGAAGAAGGCUGAGGCUCUUUAGAUGAAUGCAGCAAAACUUGCUAUUGUUCGAACUGGAGCCCAAUGCCAAUGUCAGCACCCCUGUAAAGUGCAAAAACGCUUAUUUUUUGGAAGAUUUUUUUAGGUGGACCUGCAAUCCAGAUAGUACUGGUACGGAUGUAACUCCUGAUGUGAGUGGGUAAGAAUCUUCACAUACUACAUGGAUGGCUAGAAGAAGUUGAACGUUGAACCAUGGGUAGAAGUUGAACGUUGAAUCAUGGGUAGAAGUUGAAGUGUCUUGUAUUUAAAAGGUUAUUCUUCUGAACUUGUUGUAUAGUAGUUGUAGUCCCGACUCUGAAAUUGAUUCUUGAGCAUUGAUUCUUGAGCAAUUAUGCUCUUCUUGUUGAUGACAUUGGGGCUUUUUGAUUGGUACCUACUGCUUCGACUUCCAGAUACAAGAACAGCUCUUACUCAUGCUGGAUUUUUUUUUGACGUCCUCCUUUCGGGUGCCGCGAAUCACUUUAUUAGCCUUAAUUAUGCUUUACUUAUCCUUAUGAACCCCUACCCUGCCAACUGUGGACCCUCAUGUCCAUAUGCCAACAACUCUCUUCAUGCUUUCCACCACCUUCUUGAACGAUUAUUUGUGCCUAUGGCCAUUCGUGGUCAUCCUCGUGGACCAUCACGUCCAUAUUACCACCUACGGAUAAUUCUAGGCGGAUGAAGUCUUUCAUAUGCUGCAUGUAAAGCAUGUUGAAAUUGCACGACGAGCAGUGACACGGUCAUGUCCGAGGUCUGGGGCGAGAGACGGGGAUACCCUGAACUUGAACUUGUGACACGGUCAUGUCCGCUGGGCUCGGGCUACCGCGCAUCGCCACUUGAUUGCUUGAUUAUAAUCAUCAAAUUUGAAAUUUAUUCCUGAUGUUCUUCUCCUUAUGCAUGAAGAGGAUGAAGAUGGACUCAUUCUGAUAUGAUGUGCAUAGGACGACCUGCGACACACACAUGAUACAUCAGAGACAGAGGGCUG
Molecule: messenger RNA, 1149 nt
Organism: Amoebophrya sp. A25
Lineage: Eukaryota; Dinophyceae; Syndiniales; Amoebophryaceae
Source: the annotation of a GenBank genome assembly